Molecule: messenger RNA, 3113 nt
Organism: Theobroma cacao (cacao)
Lineage: Eukaryota; Viridiplantae; Streptophyta; Magnoliopsida; Malvales; Malvaceae
Source: RefSeq, a predicted model, not a curated record
UUUCGCUCGCAGUCUGCAACUUAUUUAAAAAAAAAUACAAAAAUCAGCUGUCCGGCGGGUUUGAUCCUGGGAUCUCUAUGUCUGUCUCUCUCUCUCAUCCUUAACGGCCCUUUCAAGGUCACAUCGUAUUUCCCUCCAAAUCUUCAUUCUCCACAGCCAAUCAAACAACUUCCCUUCGUUCCUUAUGUCAAGUCUUCGACUUUUUCCUUCCUCUUUUCCAAACAAUUAAAAAUAAAAUCUGAAAACAAGAUACAUUUCUCUUGUUGGGUUAACAGAGCACAGCAAUGGCUUGGCGGUUCCAGGCGGCAACGCUGGUGGCUUCACCAUCGUACCCGAACUCCAUCGCCUGGUCCGACGAGAACCUAAUUGCCGUUGCGUCCGGUCACAUCGUCACCAUUCUGAAUCCGGCAUUGCCCUUUGGACCUCGAGGUCUGGUCACUGUUCCCAAGAGUGAACCUUACCCCAUUGGGGUGGUAAAAAAAGAAGAUCUAUUAUCUGGUUGUUUGUUGCCCACCACUUUAAGUCGGGAGCCUCGUCCCUGUGUUCGAUCAAUUUCAUGGUCUAAUCUUGGAAUGGCUCCAAACUCUGGGUGCUUGCUGGCUGUGUGCACCACAGAAGGACAUGUAAAGCUUUAUUGCCCUCCCUUUCGUGAUUUCUCUGCUGAGUGGAUAGAGGUUUUGGAUAUAACAGAUAGGCUUUAUGAUUAUCUUGCAAGUAUUAGUUUUAAGGAACCAAACAUUCCUCCCACCGAAAUGUCUAAUGAGCAAGUAUCAGACCAUCCACCAGACUCUGUUUCAGGAAAGGAGUGCAAGCGGAGAAGGGUGAAUACUUCUGGCAUUAGGAACUUUGGCUUAGAAACUUCUUGUGACCAAACACCAUGUUAUAAAAACAGCAAGGAUGUUAAUGCUGGCUCCAGCCCUUCCUCUGAAGCGAAGGGACAGGGUCCUUGCAAGGUGCUGAACGCUAAAUCUGGCAGGCUGAUAGGAAAAAGUUCACAUCAGACAGUUCCCGCUUUCAAAUCUAAAGGAAAAUCUGCCAAGAAAAUGCAUGAAAUUUGUAGCCUACCUUUGAUAACAGCAGAUCAAUAUGCCUCACAUGGUGCAAUGCUCUCAUCACUUGUUGUUGCCUGGUCUCCAAUGCUCAAAUUAUCAUCUGAAAUGUGUCUGGUUCCUGAAAAUGAUUCAUCCAACUGCUUCUCUCUGCUGGCUGUUGGUGCAAAGUCUGGUAAAAUUUCAUUCUGGAGAAUUCAUGCACCAGAAUACUACUCUAUUGAGCAGAGUGGGCCUCCUACUGCUGUGGAGCUCAUUGGAAUCCUUCAGGUACACAAUUCCUGGGUCACCGCUAUAAGUUGGGCCUUGCUUGCUUCUGAUUCUUCAAAUCCUCAAGUUUUAUUAGCUACUGGGAGUUCUGAUGGGAGUGUGAGGAUCUGGAUAGGGCAUGGGGAAGAAUUGUUAAAGUCAUUAGAAGUUAAUAAUGCUCCAUUUUAUUUAUUGAAGGAGAUUAUAAAUAUUAAUGCUGUCCCAGUCUCGGUGCUUUCACUUAUGCCCAGUCAGUCGCUUCAUAAAAUUCUCCUGGCUGUUGGCAAAGGAUCUGGAGCUCUUGAAGUAUGGAUAGGAGACAUAUCUGUGAAAAAGUUUAAUAGAGCUGGCUCAUAUGAUGCCCAUGACCAAGUUGUUACUGGUUUAGCUUGGGCUUUUGAUGGAUGCUUUUUGUACAGCUGCAGCCAGGAUAAUUUUGUUCGUAGCUGGAGUUUACGUGGGAGUUCCCUCACUGAAGUAGCCAUUCCCUCAAGUUCUCCUGGGCUGAGGAGCGUCAGUGAUCUCCCAGAUGUGUUUAUUUCAUGCCUUGGUCUGGUGGUAUCACCUAGCAAUCUUGCAGUUGCUAUGGUUCGCAGUUUUGAUGUUAAUCAGUUGGACCACAUGUAUGAGGCAAGGCUUCAAAAGGCUGCCGUUGAAUUUUUCUGGAUUGGUGGGCAACAGAAGGACAUUUUGUCAAAUACUUCUCUGGGGUUUGAUAUUGAAGGCUUUCCUGGUUUCUCGGAGAAAGAACUUGUUUAUUGGGAGUCCAAUAUUCUGUGGUCUUUAAAACAAUAUGAAUAUUGGGAUAAGCCUUUGGUUGUUUGGGAUAUUAUAGCAGCAUUAUUGGCCUUCAAGCAGUCUGCGUCCCAUUACGUUGACCAUGUCCUGGUUAAGUGGCUCUCCUUGUCGCUUGUGGAUUCGCAUGUGGAACAUUCUAUUGAAAUGAUUUUGCCACAUGUUUGUAAAAGUUUUUCUAAAGCUGCUUCACGCCAGUUGCACCUCCUUAAUAUUAUUUGCAGACGGGUACUACUAUCAGAGAUGAAGGCCGAUGAAAUAAACAGCAACCUGUUGAACUUAGGAGGAUUAGAGGAGGCCGAUUUUACUCAAGAUAAGCAACAUAAUUUAUGGAUGGAGUUACUUGCAAGCAGCGAAAGAGAACUUCGUGAGAGGCUUGUGGGUUUUAGUUUUUCUGCUUAUAAAAGUAUUGCAUCCAAUGCAGCCAGCUGUUCUCCCGAGCCUGGACAAUGGUAUCCUCAUGGUAUACCACAAAUGGAGCAGUGGGUUGCACAUCAUAAUUGUCAUGUACAUGAGCAACUAAAAGUCCUUGCAUCAGAGAUUAGAACCUGCAAGAGGACUGACUGCAUUGAACUUGAAGCAGAAGAGCAAUGUAGCUAUUGUUCAGCACCAGUUCCUUUCGAUUCUCCAGAAUUUGCCUUUUGCAAGGGUUUAGAGAGCACUGAUGGAAUCGGGCAGAAGCAUAAAUUAGCAAGGUGUGCUGUUUCUAUGCAGGUGUGCCCUACUACUCCUUUAUGGCUAUGCAAGUGUUGUAACAGAUGGACAUCCAAUCUUGCACCGGAGACUCUUUUUAUGAUGUCCCAAUAUUCUAUAGAUUUUAGGUUGUCACCCCAGUCUUCUCCGGUAAAAGAAGUCUCAAAACCACUAUGUCCCUUUUGCGGGAUAUUGCUACAGAGAUUUCAGCCAGAGUUUCUUCUCUCUGCACUCCCAGUGUAAUAAUCAUCACGCUGAAUAUAGUUUGUAUAUUGUUGUUGAAAAGAAGUAUUAUUAUACACCAUUCACCUAGUCUAGACUUUCUCA